CAUAAAGUUCCGACUUUGCUUAAUUUAAUUUUUCAUCACUAGAAGACUGUUAGGCUGAGGAAUUUUUACAUAAAUAUGAAGUCUACGCUCUCAUGAAUUUGUACAAUGCUCACUGCAGAAGUGGGAAUAAAUUCUAUCUCUCUUGCGAGUGUUCGCAGAAGUCUCUCGCCAGUGCUUCUCGCGACACCGCAAACGUCACUGUCAGUGCUGUCAGUGGGUGGAAUUUUCUCCUCCUGGCCAAAUACUUGCUAUUUCCAACCAUUUCUUGCGCUCUGCAUCCUCUCACGAUGCCGGAGGGUGGCACGCAGUAGCCCCAGCGGCGCGUGGUGAACACUUUGGGGCGGAAGAGCGGAUCGUUUCGCGGGAAAACGUUGCACUCGCGAGGGUAUUGUUUGCCAAUCGAUUUUUUGUGAGGAGUCUUGUCGUGGGGCCAGCAAAAUGAUAAACAGUGCACAAUUCUGCUUUCUGCUGUCGCUUCUGGGGCUCUUGCGGGGCGUAUCCACGGUCGACGAGGACUACGAAGAGGGCUACUGCGCCCCGUACAACGGGAAGGUGUGCAAGUCCUUCAUUGGCAGCAGGCAAGUGUGGUACAGCCGUGAAGAUCCCACUGGCGGCUGGGAGAAUGAGAAAAUCACCACGGGACUCUGGGAGGAGAUGAUCUCUGAACUCCCGAGCACCUGCAGAGCAGCCGCUGAGAAACUCCUCUGCGCCUAUGCCUUUCCGCAGUGCGUCGUUGAAGAUGGGGCCACAAUGAAGCUGCCACUGUGCUAUGAGGAUUGCGUGGCCACGCACCUGCAAUUCUGCUACAAUGACUGGGUGUUGAUUGAGGAGAAGAAGCUGAAGAAGAACUUCUUCAAGUCCAGGGGCCACUUUAGGCUGCCAGUGUGCGAGGAACUUCCCAGAUACGAGCAGGAUGUCAAGCCUCUGACCUGCUCUUACUUGGGACUCACUGAGAUGAACGUCAACGAGAUCACAUAUGACUGUCGCAUGGGAAACGGUCGUUACUACUUGGGCACUGUGAAUGUGACACAGGCGGGCAUUCCUUGUCAACACUGGGACUCUCAGUCGCCUCAUACUCACAUCCAGCCGCCCAAUGUCUUUCCGGAGGUGAGAAAUGCGGAGAACUUCUGCCGCAAUGCUGGAGGAAGCGAACCCUAUCCGUGGUGCUACACCAGCGAUCCGUCGACGCGAUGGUCAUACUGCGAUGUUCCCCUUUGCCCAAACUCAACAGAUGACUUCACACGAGUGGAUUCUUCGCAAAUCUCGAUGGAAACUUUCUUCACACCGUCGAUGAUCUUCUUGCUGUCCGGUAUCGGAUUUGUGGGCAUCGUGAUUCUGCAUUUGCUGGUCUUGCUCGCAUACAGAAUCGUGAAGCACAAGCACAACAGGCAGACGAGUGGCCAGAGUGGCUAUAAUCCAGCCGCCACGCACGAUUCCCAGAACAUUGAUCUCAACAAACUGCCAAGCAAUUCUGCAUAUCAUCAGACUGGUGCUCAGCUGAAUCCGAUCUUGGAGAAGCUGGAAUAUCCGCGCAACAACAUCAUUUACAUCAGAGACUUGGGACAAGGCGCCUUCGGGCGGGUGUUCCAGGCCAAGGCGCCCGGCUUGAUUGUCGGCGAGGAGUUCACGCUGGUGGCGGUGAAGAUGCUAAAGGACGAUGCCAGUCAGGACCUCCAGGUGGACUUCGAGCGGGAGGCGUGUCUCCUGGCGGAGUUUGAUCAUCCCAACAUCGUGAAGCUGCUGGGCGUGUGCGCUCUGGGGCGCCCCAUGUGCCUCUUGUUUGAGUACAUGGCGCGCGGUGAUCUCAAUGAGUUCCUGCGCUCGUGCUCGCCUUACGUCCUGCAGACGCGCAUGGAGACUGCACGGACUGAGCUGAGUCUCGGCGAUCUGCUGGGCACGGCGCAGCAAAUUGCCGCUGGGAUGGUGUACUUGUCUGAGCGGAAGUUCGUUCAUCGGGAUCUGGCCACGAGGAAUUGCCUCAUUGAUGAUCACAUGAUUGUGAAGAUCGCCGACUUUGGACUGUCGCACAAGAUCUACCUGCAGGACUACUACAAAGGCAGCGAAAAUGACGCCAUUCCCAUUCGCUGGAUGCCUCUGGAGAGCAUCUUGUACAACAAGUACACCGUCGAGACGGACGUUUGGGCGUUCGGCGUGUGUUUGUGGGAGAUCUUCUCGUUCGCGCUGCAGCCAUACUACGGCAUGACGCACGAGGAGGUGGUGAAGUACGUGAAAGAGGGAAAUAUGCUGUCGUGUCCAGAAAAUACGCCACUCUCCGUGUACAAUCUCAUGAGGAAGUGCUGGAACAAGAAGCCCUCAGAUCGACCAAGCUUCCACUUUCUCUAUCAAGCGUUGGAGCAAAUAAGAGCGGACUAUGACAACAAUACAAUACGCUAAGGUGAGUGGGAAAGAAGGACGAAAUUCAUGUGCUUUAUCAUCAUGUUGAGUGACUUCUAAAAUUUCCAUGAUUCUAAUUUAUUUAUAUGGAUUCACCGGAAGACUGAAUUAUCAUAAAACUCUACCCAAAGUAUUAAGAAUCUUUCUUCCAAUGUGCAUUUUAAUUGUAUUUCCGCUUUACACGCAUGCACAUGAAUUUCUCUUCUAAAAUAUCUGGGACUAAAUCUUAGCGAUAGAGAAGAAAAAACUUAAUUUUUGCUAGAUUGCCAACUUUUGUUACGAUGUAACUCAGGAAUGAAGUUUGAAAACGAAAGAAAAAUGGUUCAUUUAUAUCCAAAAGCUCAUGUUUACACAAAUUUUGAAUAUAAUUUAACGUUAUUCGUCAUUGAAUCUUUGUAUUACAAUGUUUAAAGACUUUUUUUUUAUUUUUACAUAUUGCAAAAAUAGAUGUAAAUUUCAAAAUCCGAAAGCCAAAAGAGAACUUUUUUACAAAUGUAUUUUAUUUUGUAUAGAAAUUGUGUAAAAUUUGCACGAUUUGGAGGACUUUUCUCCAUUCGCUGCAAUAAUUUUUGCUUAGUUUUUAUGUUUUUUCUUUAAGCAUAGAAUAGAAAGACUGUAAAUAGCAAAUUCCAUCUGACGGCGAACCUUUUAGGCAUGUCUAUUGAAAUGUGACAAAAAAGGAUGAUGAAUAGUGAACAAAGGUAGAAGAAUAAGUAUUUAUAAUUAAAGGUGUGACUUGAUAAUUUAUAUGAUAGUAAUAACACGAAAAGACAUUGUGUCGCUGUUGUAUUCAGUGUAUUUAUUCCACCGAGAGAUGAAAAUUUCGAUUGCGUACUGUUUAUUACCCUCUAUUUAUACUCUCUUAUCACUUUGCUAUACUCUCUUCAAUUAACCUUACUCUCUUUGAUGAAAAUAAAAGAUGAAAAAUUGAGAUGAAACAAGUGUAAUUUAGGAAUGCGUUGCGCUCACGCCAAGAGAAGGAAAUCCUGUGCAGCCGCAGCGGAAAAGUGUGUAAAGUAUUCUGACGAAGAAUCUCGAAAUAAAACAUAAAUUUUAGAUAGCCAA
This is a messenger RNA of Phlebotomus argentipes, 3459 nucleotides long. It is a transcript of the gene Nrk, whose product is annotated as tyrosine-protein kinase transmembrane receptor Ror2. Gene Ontology annotation, molecular function: protein binding; transmembrane receptor protein tyrosine kinase activity; ATP binding. The transcript has 4 exons. Gene Ontology annotation, biological process: protein phosphorylation; multicellular organism development; positive regulation of kinase activity. NCBI's taxonomy places the organism in Eukaryota, Metazoa, Arthropoda, Insecta, Diptera, Psychodidae. The coding region runs from base 439 to 2394 and encodes 651 amino acids. The record is from RefSeq and is a predicted model, not a curated record. Gene Ontology annotation, cellular component: signaling receptor complex.